AUGGCUGAUAUUCGUAAGCGUGUCCUAGUCGCAGGCCUUGGCCGCUUCGUCGCUGCGGAGUAUGAGGCGGGAAGCAAACUUGGAGUGCAGAAAUCCAACAAGCAGACGAUGGUCGAGGAUAUCGAGAAAGCUAAAGCGGCCGGCUAUGACUGCUCUGGCCUGGACGUCAAUCCGGAUCAGGCAGAAGCGACAAUUCAGCAGAUUAAAGAGAUACUGCAAGGCCAACAUUACGAUCUCUUCGUCAUAGGGUUCGGCCUCAGAAGCAAUCCGACACUCACCCCCUUGUUCGAAGACGUAGUAAACGCAUGUGUCGAGGUGUCGCCAAAAACCAAGUUUGGCUUCAACCCUUUACCAAACGAAUUGUAUUCGACGAUCUUAAGGUUAUUACCAAAGAAGCUCGCAUAA
Molecule: messenger RNA, 405 nt
Organism: Boeremia exigua
Lineage: Eukaryota; Fungi; Ascomycota; Dothideomycetes; Pleosporales; Didymellaceae
Exons: 3
Coding region: 1-405 (134 amino acids)
Source: RefSeq, a predicted model, not a curated record